UAUAUAGCAGCAGAUAAGAUUAGUAGUGUUGCUCAGAUUGUAGCAUCAGCUAUGGCAACAAGCGGUGUAAAGCUUUAUGGAGGGCGGCCGAGCCCAUAUGUCAACAGGGUUGUGAUGGCUCUUGAGAUGAAGUCCGUCGAUUAUGAGUUAGUUGAAAUGAAUCCAUACGAAAAAUCCGAGCUUCUCAUCAAAAUCAACCCCAUUCACAAGAAAAUCCCAGUGCUUGUUCAUGGUGAUAGGCCUAUCUGUGAGUCUCUUAUCAUUGUUCAGUAUAUUGAUGAUGCAUGGACUAAUGGCCCUUCCAUCCUUCCUACCGAUCCCUAUGACCGUGCCACAGCUCGAUUCUGGGCUGCUUUUAUUGAUGACAAUUUUUUUCCAUUACUCAGGGAAAUGAGGGAGGCCGAAGAGGAGGCGAAAAGGCUGGUUUUCGAGAAAGUACUUGAAGCAUUUGCAUUGUUGGAGGAGGCAUUCAUCACCAUCAGCAAAGGCAAAGCUUUCUUUGGUGGAGAUACUGUUGGUUACCUUGAUAUAGCUCUAGGGAGUUUUGUUGGAUAUCUAAGGCUGAGUGAGAUGUUGAAUGCGAAUUACAAGAUCCUUGACGAAACCAAGACUCCUCUUCUGGCUGAAUGGGCAGAGAGACUUUACUCAGACAGUCUUGUUAAGGAUGCUAUGCUGGACCCUCAGAAGCUUCUAGAAUCUCUCACAAAGUUUCAGGCCAUGCCAAAAACUGAUUCUAAUUGAAUGGUUGUUUUCAUUGUUCCGUUUUGUGCUCUUAUCUAUCAGUGUUGUUAUUGGAAAUAUUCUCCAUCUUUCUUA
This is a messenger RNA of Salvia hispanica, 816 nucleotides long. RefSeq names its product glutathione S-transferase U17-like. Gene Ontology annotation, cellular component: cytoplasm. Gene Ontology annotation, molecular function: glutathione transferase activity. Gene Ontology annotation, biological process: glutathione metabolic process. NCBI's taxonomy places the organism in Eukaryota, Viridiplantae, Streptophyta, Magnoliopsida, Lamiales, Lamiaceae. The record is from RefSeq and is a predicted model, not a curated record.